This is a messenger RNA of Cyphomyrmex costatus, 495 nucleotides long. RefSeq lists its product as uncharacterized. The transcript is spliced from 2 exons. NCBI's taxonomy places the organism in Eukaryota, Metazoa, Arthropoda, Insecta, Hymenoptera, Formicidae. The coding region runs from base 241 to 495 and encodes 84 amino acids. The record is from RefSeq and is a predicted model, not a curated record. Gene Ontology annotation, cellular component: membrane.
CUAUCCUGCGGUCGACGUACUCGUUGAGCUUGCAAUUUGCACUGCCUUGCAGUUAAUUGCUUGUAAGCAGUCACUUGCAGUGUUGAGGUCAGUUGAGAUGCGACGAGAUUGCAGACAAUCCAUCGUGUAACACCAAUUGAAACUACGGGGUUACCCGGAUUACCGUCGCUGACGAAGAGGGAAUUAGGAGGAAAGAAGACCAAUAAUAAGCCAGAACUAAGAUGAGAUAACAGAUGCAGAAUGAGACGCAGCAGUAGCGGUAAUUUAUUCAGUUACGCGGUUCUCACCAUCACUCUCGCUCGUCUCAAGGUACAUGCAGAAGGUGGAGUUGCUUGCAAAGACCAACAUGGACACUCUUACGAAAGUGGCUAUCAUUAUAUUCCUGGACCUGAACCAUGUACCUUCUGUGUUUGUGAUAAUGGUAAUCCAAAGUGGUGUAAAGCAUUCAUUUGUAAAUUUCUUGAGGUACGUAAUACCAACAGUCUAAUUAAGUAA